UGUAAAAGUCAAUUUUAGCAUUUCACGUAUCAACAACUUGGACAGCACUUAGAAUUCGCAAAUACUCAAGUCCACUCAAGAGGCAGCAGCUACUUUCCGGAGAUACCCAGCAAGGCUUCAAGUUUGUCCGUACGCGUCAAACCCCUACAUCCACGAGGAUCACGGUUGCACACGAAGAGGAAUUAAAAUGUCUACUUCGGACAGCGCAACACUCACAAAGCUUCCCUUUCCGCCCAUCACGAAGUCACAUAUCAUGAACUGCUCGUUUCACUCAUGGUACCCCAGAUAUCGUUCAGUCACGCCCAAAACGCGUCUGAUCGCGCUCCCACGCACUUUCAUCGACUAUCUCCGUGCCGAUGGUAUUUUCUUACCACCUGACGAAUCCUCUCAGCAGCGAAAUGCGUGGUCUGACACAGACAGCGGGAUCUUUUCGUCUGCAGAGAAUGACGACGCGCAAACUGACGAUGCCGCCGAUGAUGACGACCCAUCAGUAGAAUGGCCCCAGGUCCAUGACGCCAUCCGAAGUACUCUGCAAGAGUUUGCAGGGAAGGGUGUGAUGCCGAAGCUCAACUGGUCUGCGCCCAAGGAUGCGACAUGGAUUGCCGCAGACAAUAGCAUGAAGUGCACGACACCGAAUGACGUCUAUCUGCUGCUAAAGAGUAGUGAUUUUGUAACGCAUGAUCUAGAGAAUGUUUUUGAUGACACUGAUCCUGCUUCACCACCUACAGGCCAUGAGACCACGGAGGACUUCACUUACGAUACCAUUCCUUACCACCUUAUACUCCGCAAGUACUUUCUGAUCAACCCAUCGCUUGAGUUCCGCUGUUUUGUACGCCGCCGCACGUUACUUUGUAUGUGCCAGCGUGACCUCAACCACUUCGAACACCUCUUUCCCGACGUGCCAGCAUUCACAGAAAUUAUUCAGAAGUUCUUCGACACAAAGCUACGCGAUUCAUUUCCAGACGAGAAUUUCGUUUUUGACGUGUAUGUGCCCCCACCAAAGGACCGCGUAUGGCUGAUCGACGUGAAUCCGUGGGCGCCCCGGACAGAUCCAUUGUUAUUCAGCUGGCUAGAGAUCCUGACUAUGCCGCAGCCGGAGGUAGAGCAGACAAUAUGGCUAAGUAUUGGUCACGCGACUGCAUCAAUGGCAGGAACUUCCAUCAAUUCCAGAGGCACGCCAAUCGAGCCCGGAUCUGACGUCUCCUCUGACGAAGAGGACAUUUUCACACCUGAACUUCGCCUCGUGCAUAAAGACGACCCGGAAGCCUACGCCUUCUCCUCACCACAGUAUAGCGCGCAUAAAUUGCCUCGUGAUGUGGUCGAUGCAGCGGCAACGGCACAGAGCGAUGGUGGUGGAUUGCGUGAGUUUGCUGCGCAGUGGAAGGAUGCGCUGGAGCGAAAGCAGCGCGAGGAGGCACUGGGCGUCGAGAGCAGCGACGACGAGGUGUAGGCUGACUGUAUGAUGUACCUAGUAUUUGGGUAGCUCGUUUUAUCGAAAGCUGCACUGACCUUUGCACUGGAGUGCUUAUUGUGCGAGUGUGCUGAUGAAGGUGAGGAUACGUAUACGUAUCCUUUAAGAACUUGCGAAUAGGUGGAUCGAAGACAUGCCUACUUCGACAAGUGUGAAGGCACAUCCAUCGUGAUGGAAUAACGAGUGUACCAUCGUGCCAUCUUCAAGUCCCCAUUUCCCUUACAGCCCUAUUCGCAAGGAUUCACGAUGGUCAAGCGUUUUAUAUGGAACUCCCGUGUUGUGAACCAAUGGAUUAAGCCGCGAUUUAGGAGCGCAAAAUUGCAGAACUCUGUCUAGUGGAGUCUGCCUGGGUUCUUCUCAAUGCCGACUUCGUUCCCACUCGAUGAGAAACAUAUCACCAAAGCUUCAAGGUCUGGUUGAAAAGCUGAAUCUGUAUCUAAACUACGCCGUCAUAUGGGUCCUGCCGUCAACAAGCU
Molecule: messenger RNA, 1947 nt
Organism: Pseudovirgaria hyperparasitica
Lineage: Eukaryota; Fungi; Ascomycota; Dothideomycetes; Acrospermales; Acrospermaceae
Product: D123-domain-containing protein
Exons: 2
Coding region: 188-1450 (420 amino acids)
Cellular component (GO): cytoplasm
Source: RefSeq, a predicted model, not a curated record